This is a messenger RNA of Metarhizium robertsii ARSEF 23, 459 nucleotides long. Its product is annotated as NAD-dependent epimerase. The transcript is spliced from 3 exons. The coding region runs from base 1 to 459 and encodes 152 amino acids. The record is from RefSeq and is a predicted model, not a curated record. NCBI's taxonomy places the organism in Eukaryota, Fungi, Ascomycota, Sordariomycetes, Hypocreales, Clavicipitaceae.
AUGCCUGCUCCAGCCGAGGUCCAAGCCGCCACCAUCGAUAAGUUCAUCGAGGGAUGGGGCACAAACAACCCCGAAGCGUGGGUUCAACUCUGGACUGAUGACUGUACCAAUAAGAUCCUGCCCUUCUCACUCGGUGCGCCACCUAUGAGCAAGGACACCGUUGUUUCAAAGGCUCUUCCCAAGCUUUUCGGAAACCUCGCCAACUGGAAGUUGCAAGUAUACGAAGUCGUUCUCGAUACCAAGAAGAGCAAGGCUGCCAUCUACGCAACUUCCAAAGCUGACACCCCCUUCGGCGACUUCAAGUGGGCCAACGAAUAUGCGGCUUUCGUCACCUUGACUGAAGACGGCAAACAGAUUAGAAAGAUUGAGGAGAUGGUCGAUACCGCCUUCUUUGCUGAAAUGGAUCGACAAGGUGCUGUCUAUGCUGCCGCCAACCCUACCACUACUGUUCCUGCCUAG